UAGUUGUUCAUUGACAUUGACUGACCACUCUGACACUCUUCCCUUUUUUAAUUUAUUUCAGCUCUAUAGCCGCCAUGCUAGCUUUAACUCUUUCCCUAUUUAGUCAACGCCAAACCAAACCAAAACCCUCAAUUCCAAUUUUCAAUUCGCAAUUCAGAUCAUCCAAUUUUGUACCUAGGUUUUACUCUCCGCCCCAUGUCUCAAAUGGGUCGAAGGCAAAACGACCCAGAACCCUACCGUUUCACUUCUCUCACUCUCCUCUUAGUGGGUUUUAUCUCCUGUGCAGUAGUGUACACUGUCCUAUCUGUAAUCCUUAAUCCCAACACCAGCUUUACAAAUUCGGAUUCUAAGUCUUUGGUGUUGAAGGAGAAGAGUUUUGGGAGUAAUGUUGAUGAUGGUGGUGAGUGUUGUAGAGGGAUUGAAAAUUUGGAGCUGUGGGGAGAUGCUGUGAAGUGGGGGUCAGAGUUUAAGCUUAGUUCUGCGAAGGAUUGUUGUCAGGCUUGUAAGGCUAUGUGUAAUGGUAAUGAUGGGCCUUGUUUGUGUGAUUCUUGGGUUUUUUGUGGGAAUAAAGAGAGUUGUGGAUCACAGUUUGGGGAGUGUUGGUUGAAGAAACAGAAGGAUUCGUUGGCACCUGCUCGGCAAGAAGGAGGUGAUAAAGUUAGUUGGACUUCAGGACUCAUUUUUGGUAAAGGAGAGGGGAUUGUUGGUCUGGAAACAGAAUAUGGAACUCUUCAUAUAAAACUUUUCCCUGACUGUGCUCCGCAUUCUGUAUACUACAUUCUUGAGUUGUUGACUCUGCACCAUUGCGCUGGUUGCCAUUUCUUCCGUGCAGAAAGUCGAGGCAAAUUUUGGGAUUCUGAAGGAAACCACAUAAAAGAUGCUCCUUUCGGCCCUCCUUUUGCUUUGAUUCAAGGAACACUGGAAGCUCAUGGGGAAGCUUUCAAUAAAAUCCCCACAGAAGUAUGCCCAACCAUAGAAAGAGGUUCAGUUGCUUGGGUUGGUUCUGGCCCGGAAUUCUUGAUUAGCUUAGCUGACCACCAAGAAUGGAAGAAAGCGUACACUGUGUUUGGUUCGGUUCUUCCAGAAGACAUGCAUAUCGCAGAAAAAAUUGCCCAACUCCCGGUCAGAUCAGAUGUUUGGAACAGUAUUAACGUAUCUGUUUUGGAGAAACCUGUUCCCUUGAUGGUCAGAAGAAUCAAGAAAAGCCUCGGAGAAGUUGAUAGGAAUGUGAAAGUAAACUGAAAAUUUGUUACUAUACCAUUAGUUUUGGUUGUUUUUUCAAGUAUCAACACAAAGUCAUGUAUAACUCUAUACAAAUUGAGAAUCAAAUUUCAUGUUGUUAAGAAGUCAUCAAAAAACAAUAAUAUAAAAAGCAUGAAUUAACAUCAA
Molecule: messenger RNA, 1389 nt
Organism: Mercurialis annua (annual mercury)
Lineage: Eukaryota; Viridiplantae; Streptophyta; Magnoliopsida; Malpighiales; Euphorbiaceae
Exons: 5
Coding region: 196-1242 (348 amino acids)
Biological process (GO): protein peptidyl-prolyl isomerization
Molecular function (GO): peptidyl-prolyl cis-trans isomerase activity
Source: RefSeq, a predicted model, not a curated record